Messenger RNA from Coturnix japonica (Japanese quail), 1875 nucleotides. RefSeq names its product synaptophysin like 1 (gene SYPL1). NCBI's taxonomy places the organism in Eukaryota, Metazoa, Chordata, Aves, Galliformes, Phasianidae. The record is from RefSeq and is a predicted model, not a curated record. Gene Ontology annotation, cellular component: synaptic vesicle membrane; synaptic vesicle.
UGGAGCCUGGCGGUGGCUCUAAAGGGGCUGCCUGGGCGCCUGGGGGUCUGCUAGGGGUUUCUCUGGGACCUGCAGGCUGCUCUGUGGUCUUCCAGGAUGUUUGGCUUGCAGGUGGACUGUGGCUUGCUGCUAGAGCCCCUGGGCUUCAUCAAACUCCUCGAGUGGAUUUUUUCCAUCUUUGCUUUUUCAACAUGUGGAGGUUUUCAUGGUGAGACUACCCUUUUGGUUUCCUGCAAGGGUGCGGUGAACCAAACAGUUACAGCUGCGUUUGCUUAUCCAUUCAGGUUGAAUACUGUUCGAUUUAGUGCACCAGUUUCUAAUCACUGUGCUGGUACUUGGACUGACACCUAUCUUGUGGGCAACUUCUCCUCUUCUGCACAGUUCUUUGUUACACUUGCAGUAUUGGCUUUCCUCUACUGUAUUGCUGCCCUGGUAGUAUAUAUUGGAUAUAAACAUGUGUAUCAGAACAAUAGCAAGUUUCCACUAAUUGACUUGGCUGUAACUAUUGUAACAACCUUUCUGUGGCUGGUCAGUACUUCUGCUUGGGCGAAGGCACUUGCUGAUAUCAAAAUAUCUACAGGGGCUGGUAUUAUCCCACUAAUUGACUCUUGCAGAGCUCCAAAUAUGAUUUGUUACUUUGGCUCUGUGACCAGCAUGAAGACUCUGAAUGUGUCUGUGGUAUUUGGUUUACUCAAUAUGAUUUUGUGGGGAGGAAAUAUCUGGUUUGUGUACAAGGACACCGACUUGCACAGCCAAUUCAUCAGAGGUUCUCAAGGGAUGUAUUCAGCUCAAAGAAUAUAAGAACAAGAUUAUCUUUCAAGUGCUUCUACUUUUUACAUCAGACUGCCAAGAAUCAUUAGGAUUUAUCUCAGUAAUAACUGAUGGUACAGAUUUGUUUCAUACAAAGUGUUACCUUGACUCAGUCUUCAGUAUUUCAACUGAAUUGUUACCUUGAAAUAUAUUGUGCCUUAACAAAAAGGCUGUAUGACUUUGUGCAAUAUUAUUAAGAGAAAAAUGUGGAGGUCACCUAAAUGCUGGCACACUGGGGGGUUCUUAUGUUAACAUCAUAGGAGGGAUGAGGAAGGAGCACUUAUUUGGGUUAUAACUGCAGUCUACUUAGUUCUAACAAGCCUUUACUGGAAGAAAAAAUGCAAAUACAACUAGGGCAUGUGGAAUCCCAAUGGAAAUGUAGUUCAUCUUCUUGGUAAGACUGAUACCACCAUGCCAAAGCCAUCUGCGUGAAGCCUGGAGUUCUGUCAGGAUUGUGACAUCUCACCUAGAUUUGCAGGACUCCAUUCACAUUUCAGCAUCAAAUCUGCCAACAGGUCUUUCUUGGAGGAUGUUGUUUUUAAUGUCAUUACUGUUUAGUAUCUUAGCACAAUCUUCAGACAAGAAAACUGUCUAAUGUUUCAGUGGAAGUUCACUUACCAAAGGUGUGUGUGCAGUAGGUGACUUAGUGACUCCAAACUUGCUCACAUAUCGUGUACUCCAAAGCUAAUACAUUCUAAUGGCUAAUAUUAGAGUUUUCAUUCCUUCCUCUGAAGGAUAUGAACAGUCUUUGCAUGGACUAGAGAUGUCUGGAUAUGUGAAAGUCGUCAUUGACACUGCUCAGCUCACUUGUAUUUACUGAGAGCAAUAUUUGAUGGUUCCUGUGGACAUCUAUGUCAAGAUACCUAACUUUGAAUUGCCAAGUAAGAGUGUGUCUUGUCCAAUAACCUCUCAUUUCAUCUUUGGUUUCCUUAAGCUAUGUAUUGAAAUAAGUAUGGGUGUGUCACUGUAUAUGAUGUGAACUUAAACUGUUGAAUGUGCAAGAGCUGAAUUUCUGGUAGUAAACUUCUAGGUAUAAUAAAGUUAGUGUGGCUGCUGCAAAAAUAA